Messenger RNA from Trypanosoma grayi, 642 nucleotides. RefSeq lists its product as hypothetical. The transcript has a single exon. The record is from RefSeq and is a predicted model, not a curated record. The coding region runs from base 1 to 642 and encodes 213 amino acids. NCBI's taxonomy places the organism in Eukaryota, Euglenozoa, Kinetoplastea, Trypanosomatida, Trypanosomatidae.
AUGCAGCGGGCGCAGCUGUUGGUGCAGCGCGACGCGCAGGUGGAAAAGCUGCGCGCAGGCGCCAUUAUGCGCCGCUCCCACGAGACAGUGCGGGACGUGGACGUGCUGCUGCUCAACGCCGAGCUCAGCCGCACGCUGGAGAUGCUGCAGGAGCAGUACAAGAAGCGUUCCGCCGAGACGGAGCAGGUGCGGGAGUCUGUGCAGGACUUCAGGCGCAAGAUUCAGGAGCAGGACAGGUUGCUGACGCAGGUGCGGGAGUACUGGCGCCGCAACGCGGCGGCUCUGAUGCGCAUGAAGAACGAAAGCAGCUGGCGCACAACGCAUGCCUUGAACUCCUCCAGCGUUGCCGGGAAUAGCAGCACAUGGAGCGGGUACACCCCUAACGCCACGUGGCGAGCGGCGGUCAGCAGCACCGCGCGCCCACAUCACAUAGCACUGCAGCCGUCGUCGCCGAAGCAGCAGCAGCAGCAACCAGGACAACAGCAAGAAUCGGCGAGCGGCACGGCGGUGGAGAUGUGGGAACGCUACCAGCCGAUCCAUGCGCUCGGUCUAGUGAGGCCGGAAGAGGUGGCGGAGUUCAUAUACAGUGUCUUUGAAGAGAUCGCAGUGGGGACGCCUGUAAGAUUGUGCGUAGAGGAGUAG